Molecule: messenger RNA, 2439 nt
Organism: Amphimedon queenslandica
Lineage: Eukaryota; Metazoa; Porifera; Demospongiae; Haplosclerida; Niphatidae
Product: nischarin-like
Exons: 15
Coding region: 25-2343 (772 amino acids)
Cellular component (GO): cytoplasm
Molecular function (GO): protein binding; phosphatidylinositol binding
Source: RefSeq, a predicted model, not a curated record
UAAGUGGGUGUGUCAUCUAUCAAGAUGGCGUCUCUUGGUUCAUAUUUACCAGAUGAGGGUAGAGCUGUCUGGAGGAGAGACAGAACACCAGAAUACACCACAGAGUCUAAAAUAAUAAGACACGUUGUAAUAAGAGGAACUGAACUGAAACACGACCCGUCGACUCACGUGCUGUACAGGAUAGACGUACUAACAGAACAUGCCCACUGGUAUAUCUGUAGGAGAUACAGUGAAUUUAACGAGUUACAUAGAAAACUUGUUCGUAAACACAAGAUCAGUAAAGACCUUCUCCCUCCUAAGAAACUGUCGGGAAACUUUGAACCGAAACUGAUCAAUGCAAGAAGACAACAGCUGGAGCAAUACCUCCAAAAACUAAUUAACAGUGAUGCUCAGAUAUCUCAGUCAAACGAAUUAUUAUCAUUUCUUGAUCUACCAGCUCACGAUGUGAUACAAGUGGCUCAGCUCCUUGCUAAGCAGUUGUAUGUGUUAGGUGAUAAAUUAUUGGAGAAGGAGACACCAAUAGCACUCACUAUUAAUGACUUGUACUGUAUCACCAAAAGACUAAGACUACCAAUGGACCUACACACAAGUACAUGCAGUUCAUGUUCAGAUCGUUCAUCUGAUCUGGGUCAUCUAUACAGUUUUAUUCACCAGCUCCACAGUCUUAAGGUGAUUCCCCCUCCUCCUCCAGUUUCUGUGACUAGAAUGGCCUUUGAGAUAACACCGUUCAGAUCCCUUACUAUUCUAAAGGUUGACUGUGUUCCAUUGAGUCAAGUGAGUGGACUAGUUAGGGUCCAGCAACAGUUAGAGAAGGUCUCAGUUCAAAGGAGCCUCAAUACUUUGAGAGAGCUACUGAUUGAUUCAGUUGAAGAAAGAAGAACGCAGCAACCUCCUGAGGCUAAAGGUUCCUUAACUGACUCAUGGAGGCUAAUAGCAACUGCUAAAUUUACAACUAACAGGGUGGUUAUACAGCCUUGGUUACGUCUCACUUAUUUGAAUAUCUCUUAUAAUAAAUUAACACAGAUUGAUGAUUCAUUACAAGUCUUGCCAGUUUUAAAAGAAUUAAAUAUCAGUCAUAAUCUAUUAUCUUGUCUUGAGUUGCAGUACCUGUGUCUUCCAACACUCUCCACUUUAGAUAUUAGCUUUAAUCACAUCUGUUCGGUCACAUCUAACAAGAUGGUGUUGGAGAAUAUUAAGGAGCUAAACAUGUCACAUAAUAUGAUAGCUGAUCUCUCUCACUUGUCCUCUUUCAUAUCUCUAACUUCUCUUAACAUCAGCAGCAACUCUUUAUCAAACUGUGAGCACUUCCACCAUCUUACUCAACUCAAGAAACUGACCACACUCACAAUUAAAAAUAACCCUGUCAUGAUGAACAAUGCUAGUAGACUCAUAUUACUGGCCUGUUUCAUGCAUAAAUUAAGAAUGGUGACAAUUGAUGGUUCGGAGGCAACUGUGAAAGAACAGGCAAAGAUACGUUCCUUGACUGAUCGGUUUGGUUCUGAUACUGACCAGUGGCCGAUAACCAAACGAGUCCUCAGUCCCACCCACACACCAUCACCCGCCCCUUUGACCCCGCCUCCUGUAGCCACACCUACCUCUCCACCUACUGUACACGUCUCAUGGAGUGUAGAAUCCUUCAAGAGAUCCCCCAGUGUUAUAUCCGACACCUCUCCCUCUCACUCUCUCUCAACUAACACUUCAGAGUCAGUUGAUCAUCCAUUGUUCUUUGACCACUAUCCAUUGGGAAGGCCUCCCUCUCUCCCUCCAUCACGAGAUGAUCCUGAUGGACAGUCAGACAGUCCUUGUCUUGACUCUUCCCCUCUCUCCUUAGCCACACCUCCCUGUACCCCUGCAGGGGGACAGGAAGUGGGUGUGGUUUCAAGUAUAACUCCUCAAAUGAUAUUAAAUGCUUUGGAGUCUUUGUCCUCGUCUCAGACCAGAAGUGUUUCUCCUGAUAGUCUGUCACAAGCACUUCAGGGUUUCAUUAAUGAGCACUUACUGACCACGCCUCCUUCCACCCCUCUUAACGAGGGAGAGGAGGAUCAUCCCUUGUCCUCUGCUGAUCUCAUAUUAGCCCUCACUGCUACUCUUAGUGCUCACAUUGAUGGGGAGGGGAGCGAGGGAGGGAGUGCUGUUCCUUCUGCUCCUGUGGGUUCUCCUCAAGAAGGAUUAUCUGAGUUGGUUCGGCUAGGACUCCAACCUGAGGACAUACUUAAAGCACUGAAUAGUCUCACAGUAGCUAGGCAGCUGGUGGAGGCUAAGGCUCCAGGUGAAGACAAUGAGUCUCUCUUAGAAACACUAACUCUUGAUGAAUCAGUUACUGCAGGUGGUGACACUGACUGAUUAGUGUGUGUGUUACUUAAUUAUAUGAUUUGUGUGUCUAUAUAAAUUAUAUUAUAGUGUUAAUUAUAAAGAUUUUGUUUAAUAUUUUUUAUUUUA